Molecule: messenger RNA, 1733 nt
Organism: Tachysurus vachellii
Lineage: Eukaryota; Metazoa; Chordata; Actinopteri; Siluriformes; Bagridae
Product: SLAM family member 9-like
Exons: 9
Coding region: 49-1131 (360 amino acids)
Source: RefSeq, a predicted model, not a curated record
ACAGGAGGAAGUACCAUUUCUGCUCUGAAAAAUAAGUUACUGUACAAGAUGGGAACAGCAAUACAGCUUGUCUUCUUUCUCUACAUUUUGGUCCCCUUAACCGUGUGUGAUGAAGUUUUUAAGCUGGUUAACAGUUCUGUACAACUGGACAUACCAGAACAUUUGGAUAAGUCCUUCGAUCUUUUCUGGACAUUUAACAAAGACAUUAACAUUGUGAGAUAUAUUGAAAAUUCCCCAACUAAAGUAUUUGACAGAUAUAAAGACAGGGUGGAGUUCAAUGAGAAAACCUACAGUCUGACACUGAAGAACCUACAGAAGAGUGAUAGUGGAAUCUAUGAAGCAAAAGAAUUUGGGGACCGCAGUGUAACUGUCGCGACGUACCAAUUAAAGGUGUUGGAUCCAGUGGAGAAACCAGUACUUACUGCUUCUCUCCAAAGUAAUGACACCUGCAAUGUGACUCUCACCUGUGAAGCUCAGAAUCUCUCAGUAACCUCUCACUGCUACAACGAAAGCUGUGAUAUGACAGAAAAGAAAACAUCUGGAGACACGUUUCAUUUCCUCUCACUGUAUGUUAAUAAAAGUUUUAUCAUUUGCAAUCACAGCAACCCAGUGAGCUGGAAAAAUGACACUAUGGAGAUAAAACAUGUGAAACAACUCUGCCCUCCUGAAGAAAUUAAACCAAAGGAGACUUCAGGUCAAAUGAAAAAAAUAUUAAUAAAUUGUGCAGUCAUCUUCCUUGUCAUCUUCCUUGUCAUCAUCAUCAUCUCUGUAUUUCGCUGGCUGAAGAAAAAAGCUAUUUGUCAAAACAGGAAGACUGAUGCGGUGCCAGAUUCUGUCAACACAAUCUAUGAAGAAGUUGAUGCUAAAAACAAGGGGGGGAAAAAAGCAGAGUCAGUUGAGAUGUCAGAGAACCAUGCAACUCCUUCUACUGUGUACUAUACUGUCGGGAUGCCAGUCCCCACUUGUAGUAAUGAUGAGAGCACUGGAAUGGACAUCAAGAAAGAGAACCCCAGUGACAGCAAAUUCUAUAAAACUCAUCAAAAUGAAGGAGGACAAUGGAACGCUGAUUCAGCGGACUUACCACAAACCAUUUAUUCUACAGUGAACAAGGCUGGUAAAACCUGUGUGUGAAGCAUGAACAUGUCUUUAUGUUCCAUUAAACAUUUUCCAUACAGAAUGUGAAAUACCUCAAGGAUUCUGGACAAAUUUGAUGAUUGUAGUGAUGAUUAUGUAUGUAGAGGCAUAAAUGCCACAAAUGUCUGUGGCAUAAGACCAGAAUGCCUUAAAAGGUCUUGUUAUUUUGUAAUAUUCUUUUUUUUAUUCAUACAUUUUGUUGAUUAUUGUUUAGUUUUAAGUUUUGUUAAUUAUUGUAAGUAUGAUUGUUAGAGGGGGAAAAUGGUAGGCCUUCAGUAAUGUAACAAUUUACCAGGACUUAUCAAUUUAUGACCAAGUGUUCAUGUCCGUGGAUGAUCUACUGUAUCUCCAGAAGUGUAUGAUCAGUUUAUUGUUUUUGUUUUGUUUUUAAUUGUCUUGAAUUGAUAGAGAGCUAUAGAUUUUUGUAAAUAUUUUGUAUAGAUAUAAGUAUUAUGUUUUAAAUCUGUCUGUCUGUCUAUCUGUCUGUCUUUUUUACUAUUUUAAAAUAUUUUAAGAUGCCAUGGCUGCAAAACACCAAAGUCAGCUUAAAUGACAUGUUCACAGUAUAUACAGUAAAUAAAAAACAAAAUGAAAAUUUA